GAAAUUGCAUCAGAUUUAGACUCUGAAAUAGUGAACUUGGAUAAAUAUUACGAGAAACUGAUAACAGCUGUCACCAAACAAGGAGAAGACUGGCACAGAGAAAUUAACAUUAUUGUCAAAAACCAACAAUCUGAAAUUGAAGAGAUGAAAACUAAACACCUGGCUGCUCUAAAUAAACAGCAAAAAGAAAUAAAACAGAUUACUUCUGAAGUAAAACAGAGAAUAGUUGAUCUUAAGAAAAUACUGGACUCCAAUGAUGCCUCCCUAACCUCUGCGUACAAAUCCAGAAAUGCUGAAUUCAGAAGUUUACCUCCUAAAGUCAAUGUUACAUUACCAAGUAUCUCUCUUCAUCAGAUAAAUACAGAACAGCUCCAUCAAAUGUUUGGUUCUCUGUCAGCAUUAUCCAUUACAACAGAAGAACAUGGCUUCAAAAUGAAGACACCAGUCAAAACACUGCUUGAUGAACCAGAGCUCAUCACCACCAUAGCUACUAGGAAUUUAAGACUACACAGUCUUACCUGUCUCAGUGAUGAAGAAAUCUGGACAUGUGGAUUAAGAAAUAUCAUGGAACUCUACAACCUCCAGGGUAAACUACUGAAGUCAAUCCAAACCAAGUCAGGGAGCGUACCACGUGACAUGGCAGUGACAAGGAGUGGAGAUCUUGUUUAUACUGACCCUGAUACAAGAACUGUAAAUAUAGUGAAGAAUGAACAGAUACAGGAAGUGAUCAGACUACAGGGGUGGACUCCUCACUAUGUAUGUAGUACCUCCUCUGGUGACCUCCUGGUUACCAUGGUCAGUAAUGAUUAUAAACAAUUAAAAGUUGUCCUUUACUCUGGCUCCACAGAGAAACAAACCAUUCAGUUUGACAGUGAAGGAAACCCCCUGUUUUCAUCUAGUUACUUUAUCAAUGAGAACAGGAACCUGGAUAUCUGUGUGGCUGACAAUAGUGCCCGUGCAGUAGUGGUGGUUAAUCAGGCAGGAAAACUCCGAUUUAGAUACACUGGUCAUCCCUCUACUACCAAGGGACCAUUUGAUCCAUUUGGCAUCACAACAGACAGCCAGAGCCAGAUCCUGACAGCAGACAAUAAAAACUGCUGUAUCCACGUCGUAGAUCAGGAUGGACAGUUCCUCCGUUACAUUGAUAACUGUUAUCUACUGGAUCCAUGGAGUUUAUGUGUAGACACCAGAGACAACCUCUUUGUGGGUGGGAUGUUCUUUGCAAAAGUGAAAAAAAUCAAAUACAUGUAA
Messenger RNA from Saccostrea cuccullata (small rock oyster), 1251 nucleotides. RefSeq lists its product as uncharacterized. Lineage: Eukaryota; Metazoa; Mollusca; Bivalvia; Ostreida; Ostreidae. Bases 145 to 1251 code for a protein of 368 amino acids. The record is from RefSeq and is a predicted model, not a curated record. Gene Ontology annotation, molecular function: translation repressor activity; ubiquitin protein ligase activity. The transcript has a single exon. Gene Ontology annotation, biological process: proteasome-mediated ubiquitin-dependent protein catabolic process; negative regulation of translation; protein polyubiquitination.